GCAGAGGUUGGAACUAACGAGUUUGAUGCAGCGGCAAUAAAAGAAACACUUCGUCAGUUGCUCCAAAGACAUGAUGCCAGGUCAAUUUAUGGAUAGACUGUGUCACGAGCCGAAAGAGAUAGUCAACAGGGAAGUCAUGUGUCAGUGAAAAGGGCAGAAGCAGCAGCACGCUUAGCUGCAAAACGUGCUGAACUAAAAAGGGAAAAGGAAAUUUCAGACCAAAGAAAGGAGGUGCUAGCACAACAAGAGAAGUUGAAAAUGCUGGAGGGUCAAAGGGAUCUUGAAGCCAUGGAAGCUGAAUAUACUGUGUAUGAGGAAGAGGAAUCAAAACUGAAUGCUAAAAUAGGUGAUACAAAGGAAAGCAUGGCUUUGCCUCCUUGUCAGCAACCUCUGCAACCUCAUGACACUUCAGGCGCCCAGGUUCCUCAAGAACCUUUAGUCCAACCUUCUGCUGGAAUUAAGCUAGAUCCAAAAAUAAGUGAGGUUCUAUUAGUUAAAGCUAUAAAGGAGUCCCUAGCCAUCACUAAACUUCCCGCACCAGAACCAUGCAUGUUCACAGGUGACCCUCUCAAAUUUAUUGAAUGGCGCACAUGCUUUAAAGCUUUAAUCGAAACCAACUGUGUGAACCCACCACAAAGGCUGUUCUAUUUGAAAAGGACCGUCCAUCAGGAGAAAGGCUAGAAGCUUCACCUGAUGAAAGAGUUUCCACUAGCUUAUGUAAUAUGGGAAUUGAUGACUAUGAUCGCACUUCAAUGAUUGUUCCAGUGUGGCUCUCUUGUGCAACUAAAGACAGCCCAGAAACCCUAGUCUAGCAUUACUGGACACACAAAGCAGUAAUACAUUUAUCAGUCAGGACAUCUGCGACAAACAGCCAGCAAACACAGAACAUGUGAAAUUAAAGCUGUCCACAAUGACUGAUAGAGCUGCGAUAGAGCACUAUCAGAGAGCAGUUGGACUAAGAGUGAGAGGUUAUAGUCUGCAAGAGUACAUCGAGUUGCCACCCGUAUACACUCGAGAGUACAUUCCCUUGGAACGAGAUAGCAUUCCUACUUGCAAGAAGGCUCAGAGAUGGACACACCUGCUCAGUGUUGCAGACCAGUUGCCAGAGUUGUUGGAUUGUCCUGUAGGGCUUCUAAUUGGCUAUGAUUGUCCAAGGGCUCUGAAGCCAACCCAAGUGAUAUCAGGGAAGGAUCACGAACCAUACGCAGUCAAGACAGACUUAGGCUGGAGUAUAGUGGGAUCCAUAUUACCCAAUACUUGCUCUAAUAAUGAAUCAGGUUUCUGUCAUCGCAUUUCUGUGAAAGAACUCUCAGCCAUAACACCUGCCUCUAUAAUCAGGACGUUGGAGGCAGACUUUCGGGAUACAGACACUAACAGAAAGACAAUAUCUCAGGAGGACAUUCAAUUUCUUCAACAGAUGGAUGAAAGAGUUAAACACAACAGAGAAGGACAUAUGGAAAUACCUUUACCUAUCAGAGAACGUCCUCAAUUACCAAACAAUAAGCAGCUUGCUACGGUUCGUUUAAAACAUUUGAAAAGAAAACUGGAGAGAAGUCCUAAGUACAGAGAUGACUAUGUGGAAUUUAUGGAUCGUGUCUUUAAAGAUGGUGAUGCAGAACAAGUUGAUGCCACACCAGAAUAGGGCAAUAUGUGGUACACUCCCCACCACGGGGUGUAUCAUCCCAGAAAGCCAGAGAAAAUUAGAGUGGUAUUUGACUGCUCAGCCAAAUUUGAAGGUACGUCUCUAAAUGACCACUUGCUCACAGGUCCAGACCUAACUAAUGCAUUAAUUGGAGUGCUGUGUAGAUUUUGUGAGCGUCACAUCGCAAUUACCUGCGAUGUGGAGAAAAUGUUCCACCGCUUUCAUGUCACUCUUGAAGAUCGUGAUUUUCUACGAUUCUUAUGGUGGGAAAAUGGAAACAUUGAAAAGGAGCCUAAAGAAUAUCGUAUGCGAGUGCAUAUUUUCGGAGCUGCAUCUUCUCCAGGAUGUGCAAAUUAUGGCAUGAAAUACCUUGACUGCAAAUAUGAAAAGGACUACCCACUGGCAGCAAGCUUCAAUCGAAAAAAUUUCUACGUGGAUGAUGGGCUCAUCAGCGUUGAAUCAGUUGAAAAGGCCAACAAAUUGGUCAGUGAAGCGCAAGAAGUCUUAGCUAAAGGAAAACUGAGUUUACACAAAUUUGUGUCCAACAGCAGAGAAGUCUUGAAUGACAUUAAAAAAACUGAACGUGCCAGUGCAGUGAAAGAUGUGGAUCUGAACUACAGUGAACUGCCAAUGCAGAGUGUACUUGGAGUAAAAUGGAAUAUAGAGUCUGAUACGUUCUCAUUCAAAGUCGAUCUUGCUGAAAAGGCUGCCACUCGACGAAGAAUUCUAUCCACAGUUGCAAGUGUGUACGACCCAUUUGGUUUUCUCGCCCCCUAUAUAUUGACGGGGAAAAGAGUGCUUCAAGAGAUGUGCAAACGGGGCGUAGGAUGGAAUGAUUCUCUUCCUUCUGAGCUGAUGCCAAAGUGGAAUUCAUGGCUCAAUGACUUGGAGAAUCUUCAUAAAAUCCAAAUACCAAGAUGUUUCAUUCCUGAGAACAUGGGCAUCAUCCAAAAAAUAGAGCUGCAUCAUUUUUCCGAUGCCAGCAAAAAUGGUUAUGGACAGUGUUCAUAUAUCAGGGUUGUUGCUGACGAAAGAGUGCACUGUACGCUGGUCAUGGGUAAGGCCAGAGUGGCCCCCACUAAGGUUUUCAGCAUACCACGCCUUGAACUGACAGCAGCUACAGUCUCUGCUGCAGUAAGCAAAGUUCUUCGAGAGGAGCUUGAUCUGAAAAUAGAUCAAGAAUUUUUCUGGACCGAUUUGCAGGUAGUAUUGGGGUACAUCAAAAAUGAAGCACGACGCUUUCAGGUAUUUGUAGCGAAUUUGUAUUAUCAUAGUUGAACUACAUUAUGGUUAAACUGCAGUUACUAUAAUGCAACUAUGGUUAAUUUGUGAUUCCUGUGCUUUAAUGCAAAUUCUAUAGCUAAACUAUGCUCACUAUAGUAAAAAAUAUCGAUAAUUUUCAUAAGGGCUUUUAUUGAGAUAUCAGCAGAUCAUGCAACGCAUGUACUUUUCUGAAAAUAUGCACACAGGAAUUGAUAAGAGGAAUUCAAAUUUUAAUCUCAAGUAUCCGAUUCCUGUUCCUUUCGAUUCCGAUCCGAUUCCUAGCCUUUCGAUUUUGAUUCCAAAUUGGAAUUGAUUUUCGAUUCCCAACCCUAGUUAGAAGUGCGAUGAGUGCUGUUCUUGCUCAGGCUAAAGGAAGAUUGGAUGACACCUCGUUGAGGACAUUUUUCUAUGAGGUGAUGUCUAUUGUGAACAAUCGUCCACUUACAACAAACACAAUAACUGACCCAAGAAGUGUUGAGCCGUUAACGCCUAAUCAGUUACUCACCAUGAAAUCAUUGGUGCCCCUUCCACCUCCUGGCAGAUUUGUCAGUGAAGAUUUGUAUGCGAGGAAAAGGUGGCGGGGACUGCAGUACUACUUGUCUGAACAAUUUUGGAGCAGAUGACGCAAGGAAUACCUGGCCAAUGUAAGCCUUAGACAACAGUGGCAUAAACCCAGAACAAAUGUUCAAGUAGGAGAUGUAGUAAUUGUCAAGGAGGACAAUGUUCUCAGAAAUGAGUGGAGGCUGGCUAGGGUUGUUGAAGCAAAUACAGAUGAUGAUGGAUUAGUCAGAAAGGUGAAGCUCCAAAUAGGGCAAAGAAAUUUAGUAAAGAAAGGUGAACGGUUGGUGCAAACUUCUUUUCUUGAGCGUCCAGUUCAAAAAUUAGUGAUAAUAGUUGAGAAUAAUUCUUAAACUAUGAUUAAGAUGGAUGCAUUAACAUAUAAAACAAUGUUGUUAAGAAGUUCGGAAUGUGACAGUUGUAUGAAUGUUUUGGAGUGUUUAUGAAAGUGACAGCUUGUAGAAAAUUUACAAGAUUUGAAUGAUUUGAUUAAAAUAUUGCUGACAGAAAUCUUGGUAAUUUUUGGUGGCAGUGUAGCUGUCACAGAAUUAAAGUGUUUGUGUUUAAAUUUCAGUUACUUUUAUAAAAGCAUUUUGUGGUGAAUGUAUUUUGUAAUAUAUAUUGUUAAAUGUGUGUUUGGUGAUGUAAUGUUAAGCCAUAAUAAUUUUGGUAAAGGUGACACCUACAGGUCAGCGAAUUUAAUGUCAGUUUGAGCAUGUCACGUGUUAGGACCUUGUGACUUUAGAACCACAAGGAGAAAAGCAUGGAUUCAGUGUCUGACUUAAAUAGGAAUAUUUGAAAAUUAAGCACUAAUGUCUCCUGAAAUUCUGAUUGGAUGAUGCACACGCAAUCCCUUUGGAACAGGCUAGUGCAUCGCAUGGGCCUACUCAACUUCCACUAGGCAUCCACAUUCGCGCUGCACCACUGCAUUUGCCUCUGGCUCCUGCACCAGUGCAUUUGCCUCCUGCGCCACUGCAUUUGCCUCCUGCGCCACUGCAUUUGCCUCCUGCACCACUGGAUUUGCCUCCUGCACCACUUGAUUUGCCUCCUGCACCACUUAAUUUGUCUGUUGCUGGAUCAUCACCUCCAUGUGCUUCAAAGUGGGCACAAACCACAGUUAGGUUAAGGUUAAGUUCACUCCUAGCACAAUUUGUCCAUUUAUAUAUUUUCUGUGACUUAUCUAUUUAAAUGUGUGCUAUAGAUACAAAGCCAUGGACACAAUGCAACAUUGCUUCUAAUUUCUCUGACCAAGCAAAUGGCUGAAGACUUUAAAUCUCCUGUAUUAAAGAAAGUAGAAGUGUGGAAAAAGGUAGCUGCACAAAUGCUGGCAAAAGGAUAUGACUGGAGCAGAGGCAUGUGACAAUAUUUCAGGCAGUUAAAACAGAUACAAAACAGUAGUGGAUAGUAAGAAGACUGGGAGUGGUUCCAGCAGCUGGGUAUUUUUCUCAUCAAUGGAGGACCUCCUGGCUAAUGAUCCCAGUGUGGUGCCAGUCCUGGUCGUGUCAUCUUUUCCUGGAUCUUCAUCAGAUCCAGUAACCACAGUACCAUCAACUUCACAACCAUGUAUGCCACUGAGCAGAAGAGGCAGAUGUCAGAACUCAUGUCCCUGCAAAAGCAAGCACUGGAAGUGGCAAACGAACGUAACAACAUUUUAAAAGACUUUG
Triplophysa rosa is the source of this 5127-nucleotide messenger RNA. RefSeq lists its product as uncharacterized. The transcript is spliced from 4 exons. The coding region runs from base 1649 to 2920 and encodes 423 amino acids. Lineage: Eukaryota; Metazoa; Chordata; Actinopteri; Cypriniformes; Nemacheilidae. The record is from RefSeq and is a predicted model, not a curated record.